AGUACUGACAAUUUUGAAUCCGGCUUCGUUAAUGUAAAAAUGAGCAGAUAUUUUUAGAAACCGUUUUAGUUCAAUUCUUGUGUAUAAUGUAGAAAUUUAAAACAGAUAAUUUGAUAAAAAUGCAACAUUCGAAAGCUACAAUGCAUCGUUUGCGUACGACAUUUACAAGAUCACGGACACCAACUGGAAAUGAAAUGAAAGCUCAAGAUAGUCUAGAAGUACCUAAGCAGAAAGUUCGUUCAGCCUCUUUUGAUGAAAUGCAAUUGGAAGCUCAACGAGAAUUUGCGGUUACGAACGAAGACGGUGCUGUUGGUGUUUUUGAAGGUCUUUCAAGUGGAGAAAAUAUUUGUUCCGAGCAUUUACUGAUCCAUACUCAAGAAAAACAGUCACACCACUUCAUUUCUUCAAAUACAAAUGAAAGUAAGUCCCGAGCAUUAUUAGGAAUAAGUCAUAGUGAUAAUGCAGAAAAUUCAGAUAAAAGCGCUAGCGGAAGUAGUAGUGAAAGUGCAUUUUCAAUUUAUAAUUUGGGUCCAAACUUUACAACCGUUGGUGGAGGAAAAAAAAACACUUUUAUAGGAAGAAGAGCGUCGGGAUCAACUACAGGGCGCGUUCCACCAUCAUGUUGGCACUGCUACUAUCUUAAUGAAUAUAUGCGGAAAUUAAACUUUGAACAAAGAUUUUUUAUCGAUCAUCAUGAGCUGCAGUCAUUGAAAUAUAGUGACGAUUCAUCGACAUCAAACAGUGAUAUUGAGAGUAACUAUACAGAUGAAAAUGUUAGUGAAACAGAAAAUGUCGAUUCUAAUUUUGAGCAAUUAGAAAAAGAAUCACUCCCGCCACUUUCUCCCUGUAAUAUUACUUUUACACUAUCUGCUUUAAAUUAUAAUGAAGUGGAGCUUUUAUCAACAGACAUAUUACGUUCAGCUCCUCCAUCGCCAGUGUUUUGUUUUCCAGAGCGCACAAUUUCUUCUCCACCACCAACACCAUCACCACCGAUAUGUCUAGCUACAGAGGAAAUUGUUGGAGAAGCUAAUUUUGAUACAGAUCUGUCGCAACAAUCGUCAUCGUUGCGAAGUGACGACUUAGAAACACAAGAGUUAACUCAAGGAUCCUUUCAGUCAAGACGUCGUUCAAUUUCACGACAAGAAGCGGUUUUUAUUGAACCAACGAGUGAGUCUCUUGAAAAUUUUUCAAAUAAUAUCGUUAUUGAUAUAAAAAUAUCAAAUGAUGAAACACCCGCAUCGGCUGCUUCUGAAAAUCCUGAACCUUCAAAUAAUCUAUUAAAUGCAAAGCGUACCAUGCCGAUUUUAGUGACUGAAAAAUUAACAAAUAAGGUUUGUGAUAUUUAUUUAACUGUGCCCGAUGUGAAACGUGACCGUGCCGCUUCUGUAGACUCCUGCUUCUCAAAACUGUCCUCGGUUGGUAAAACGGAAGAGUUGCUUCCAGUAGCAUCGAGUUGUUUUUUAAGUGUACCUAAUAUUAACGCAACACGUUCGAGGAGUGUUGAUAUUGUUUUGCCUACAGAGGAGCAAGCAAGAUAUAAGGCACUUGCACUAACCGCUGUUGGAGUAUAUGGUGGCAAACCAAGUGCUGCUGGUGGUGGUGGAGUAAAGCGCCCAAUUCAUAUUGUACCAGAUUGGACAGAGAAUGCUAUAAAUGGUGAUCAUUUAUGGAAACAAACAUCUAUGUCUGGAGACUUAUGCUGUUUAGCAGAUGAAUGUCAAAGAAGCGGACAACGGAUGAAAUGCUCUGCGUGUCAAUUGGUAGCCCACAUUAACUGUAUUCCCAAGAUAAAUGAAAAAACUCAACUAGCAUGUAAACCAACUUUUCGUGAUGUGGGAAUACGUCAAUAUCGGGAACAAACACAAACUGUGCAUCAUUGGGUACAUAGACGAGCUGAGAAAAAUAAAUGUAAAACUUGUGGGAAGGCAAUCCAAGGAAAAUUAUUUGGGUCUAAAGAUGUUGUUGCUCUAACAUGCGCUUGGUGUAAAACAUCAUUCCAUAACAAAGAAUCGUGCUUUUGGGAAGGAAGAAUGAACGAAGAGUGUCCAUUUGGUACUUUUGCAAGUAUAAUUGUGCCACCUUCAUGGAUUGUAAAAUUACCUAAAAAGGGAAACUUUAAAUCAUCUCUAAGAACACCAAAAAAACGUGCUGGAACAAAUAAAAAAAAAGAAAAAGAUAAAAAGGAAAAAGAACACAAAGCAUUUAUUGUAAAGCCUAUCCCUUCCUCAAACAUCACACCUGUUAUAGUUUUUAUUAACCCAAAAAGUGGUGGAAAUCAGGGAGUGAAAUUACUUGGAAAAUUUCAAUGGAUUUUAAAUCCAAGACAAGUUUUCGAUCUUACACAGGGUGGCCCGAGAAUGGGUUUGGAGCUCUUCAGAAAAAGUCCACAGCUUAGAGUUCUUGCAUGUGGUGGUGACGGUACUGUUGGAUGGGUUUUAUCUGUGUUAGAUGUAAUUAAUAUUCAACCUCCUCCAGCUGUUGGAGUCUUGCCUUUAGGUACUGGAAACGACCUAGCACGAGCUUUAGGUUGGGGAGGAGGAUAUACUGAUGAACCUGUUGGAAAAAUUCUUUUGAACAUUGGUAAAUCGGACCCGGUAUUGUUAGAUAGGUGGAGAUUAGAUUUAAGACCAAACCCUGAUGCUGAACCGACUGAUGAUGGAAAAGACAAUCUCCCAUUAAAUGUUGUAAACAAUUAUUUUUCAUUUGGGGUUGAUGCACAUAUAGCAUUGGAAUUUCAUGAAGCGCGAGAAGCUCAUCCGGAACGGUUUAAUUCACGUAUACGCAAUAAAAUGUUUUAUGGUCAAGCAGGCGGAAAAGAUCUCCUUCAACGUAAAUGGAGAGCUCUUUCUGAUUGUGUUACUAUGGAAUGUGAUGGACAAGAUUUUACAGCAAAAUUGAAAGAUCAUCGCGUCCAUGCAAUUUUAUUUUUAAAUAUUCCAAGCUAUGGUGGUGGAACACAUCCAUGGAAUAAUUCAGCUGGGCAGCCACCAUCGACCGAAGACGGAUUGAUAGAAGUUGUCGGCUUAACAACUUAUCAAUUGCCAAUGUUGCAAGCAGGAGCUCAUGGUACUUGUAUAUGCCAAUGCAAAACAGCGAAAAUUGUUACAACGAAAACUAUACCUAUGCAGGUUGAUGGGGAAGCGUGCCGUGUCAAACCUUGCAUUAUAGAAUUAAGUUUACUGAAUAAGGCGGUUCUCUUAGCAAAAAAGAAACGCGGCAGACCAACAGUUCAAAUAAGCGGAAUGGAACCAAUUUACCUAAAAAUAUUGCGCAUCACAAUGCCUGACUAUGAACAUUAUCACCAUGACAAAGAAAUGAUAAAACAAUCAGCAACGAAUUUGGGUAACAUUGAAGUUGAACCGUUUGCAGAUUUGGAAAAUGUUAGAAAUAUAAUUACAAGCUAUUUAGAGGAAUCCAGUGGCUACCCAAAAUUGUCUCAGGAAUGGUGUUUUGUGGAUUCGCUUACUGCAGAAAGAUUCUUUCGUAUAGAUCGCGCUCAAGAACAUCUGCACUACAUAAUGGAUAUUGCAAACGAAGAAGUAUUCAUAUUGGACCAAGAAUGUGCAACAAUGCCGCAAACUCCUGAUCAAGAAAGGUCUUUCGCAGCAUACCAACAAAAACAAGAAAGACGAUAUAUGGAACGAAUUGGUGCUGAAAACGGUAGAAAUUCAUAUAAUACCAACCGUUCAUCAAUGGGAAAUAACGAUUCUCCUAUUGUUUUAUCUUCCGUUAAACUAGUCGGGGAACUGAAAAUAAAGAGUUAUGCAGAGCGAUUGUUCAGUUUUAACGAAGACGCGUUUGGAUUCAGUUGCCUGCUUGAAAAAACUACAGAUGCCGUGUUAAUAGCAGCACAAAGAGGAGAUGUUCAAACGCUUCAAGCUUUAUAUGAACAGGGAUAUUCUUUGCUGUCUAUUGACCAAAAUGGUCAAACUUCUUUGCAUUAUGGAACUCGAUUUAAUAAUAAAAAUAUAGUAAAAUUUCUAAUUACUUAUGCGUCAAGAUCUUUAAUCAACAUGGUAGACAACAUAAAGGGUGAAACAUCAUUACAUUUAGCUGCAGGACACAAUUAUCGUGAUAUAACCAUAAUGCUAGUAGCUGCUGGAGCGUCUUUAUCAAUAAGGAACUUUGAAGGAUUUACACCAAUGAUGGUUGCAUUUAAUGCAAAUGCCCUCGAUCUUGCUGCUUAUUUAGAAAGAAAGAUUCUAUGGCAUGGAUAUCAUCACAACGUAGUAAUGGUAUAAUUUAGAGAAAAAAUACAAGUAUCACUGAAAAUUAUUACGUACACACAUGUAACAGUAAACAAGUUUAUUAAUAUACGAUUAUUAAUGUAGAUACAUACGUAUGUAAUGUAGAAUAAAUAUUAGUUAAAUAUAUUGUUUAAACUAGAAUGCAUUAUCAAAACGAAGAAUAAAAAAAAAUUUUUUAAAUUUUCCUAACUAAAACAUUUUAUCGUGAUUUUAAAUAACUUAUAUGUAUACAUACACACACAUGCAUAAACAGUGAAAGAGCUUUUGAGCACAUAAAGUAGACCAAUAUGUUGCGCAAAAUUACUUAAAAUUAGGAUGACGUGGCAAAAGUAACUAUGGUGUCUUCCUUUUGUGGGAAUUUUCUUUUGUUUAGGUUGAAUAUCCGCAAGGCCUCCUUUCUCGAUUAUUUAAUAUUUUCCUUUUAUCCUGUUUUUUAUGUACUGCAUUAAGUUUAUAAAUACAGUAAUAUAGAUUUAUAGUAUGUACAUAAAUAUAUAGAACGUUGCUUCAUGACAUAAAUUUUAUUUUGCGUUAAAGUUUCAAAUCACUUUUGUAACAACAUCUUCUUUUAGUACUUACAGCUUUUAAUACAAUAAAAGAGGUUAUAUCAUGGCAGCAAAUUUUGCUUGUCGAGUUUUCGUGGUAGGGAAGUGUAUAUAACCUAUUUUUAGCAACCUGUCGGUCUGUUCAUCUGUCGGUCUUUCUGCUUGUCGGUCUGUCUGGUGUGUAUAUACGCGUGCAUAAAGUUCGACUGAACCGAUUUUUAUAAAAUUUUAUAUAUGAGUUUGUUUUGGCUAUGUCACAGAUUGAUUUACUUUUGGGAUAUAUCAGGCUUUGGGAACUGGACUGUUUUGCGGGCCAAUUUUACAUUUUUGCCCAUAUAAAAAGAAAUAAUUAACCAAUUUCCUUGAAAGUUAAUAUUUAAAUUCGGGAUGUUAAAGCAAUGAACAUAUAAAUUUUUUGGAACGAUCAGGGCUCGGAAACCAAACUAGGGGCCAAAUUAAAUUUCAGAGAAUUCAGAGACAGAACAUUUCAAAGAAUUCGGAUGGCACAAAGCGAAACUCUACUAAGAGCCAAAUUUACAUUUUUUACACAACACACAUUGCAGUCGCUUCUGUGAUGACCACAUCAGAUUUUUUUUUAUUUCAAAUUUUUUCAAUUAAAAAUUAUAUAAACAAAAUGAAUUGACAAAUGAUUUUUUCUAAGUUUUUUAGAUACUUUUGUAAUCCAAAAUCAUAAUUUCGGUUUUUAGUAUAACUUGGUUUGAUAAAUACUUAGAAACAUAACGUUAAUCACAUCUUUAUAAAGUUUUCAAAAGUUUUUUCAAGUUUCUUCUGGUUUAUUUUUUUUUUAAAUUAAAAUUUUUUUUCUUUUUGCGAGAAAUUAUGUCAUUGUUCCUCUUUUUUAAGUUUUUCAGGUUUUAUUUGGGACAGACCUAAUAUUUAUUACAUUACUAUGACAUGUACUCGUGCUUGUAAUGUAAUUUGUAGUUCAAAUCUUUCUUUUCAAAAGAAGAAUGUUGUAUACUAAACACAACAAUAAAAUAUGUAUGAAUGUGGGAGUGUAUAUGUAUAACUUAAAAGGUAUAAGUUUGAAAUUAAAAAUUUUUUUUCUCAAGCUAUAAUAUUAAAUUAAUUUUUUAAUAUUAUUAAAACAAGUUUAACAUAAUUUUAAUUCUUAAGAUUUGAAAAUAAGUUUUUGAAAAUUUUAAAUUAAUUUUAAGCAUAGAUAUUUCUCUUUUAAGUCCCAAAAAUUUAAAUAGUUCUUAAAUUUUAAAUAAUAAUACAUAAAAAUAAUAAAACUUCAAAAUUUUAACUUAGCUUUAUUUGAUUUAUUUUGGUUUAUUAAAAAUGUAUAAUUUUUUUUGUCUGUGGUACCAUGAUUUUAGGUUUUCUGUACCAUUUUUUAAAAUUUAAUUUAUGUCAGCCCUGGUCCAAGAAUAUAUUUCCUUGUAAAGUAUUAUAUUUUAUUAUUAUAUUAUACUAAUUAUUAUUUUUUUUCUAUAGUUUCGAAAAAUUGAGAAUAAAGCUUGCUCAAAUUCUUUUUUAUAGGAAUUUAUCUUGAGCAGAAUUUCCUAAAAAUUUGUGAACCAAAAGAGACGUCAAUAAGUUCUAAAUUACAUAUGUAUUAAAGUUUUUCGCUUUUAACCGCCAUUAACUGUUGUAAAGCGUGGCAUCUCACAGAUGGUGAAUUAAGACGUAUUUUUGUGUAUUUCUUCAAAUUUGCGAAAAUGUACAUGCUUCAUAAUUCAUAAAAAUUAUUGAAUAUAAUGUGUAUUCUUUUUAUAUUAAAAACCCACAUAAUUCUUUUUAGAUAUGUACGAUUUUAGUUUUAUUAGAAAAAUAUUUUCACACUGUUAGUAAACCUAAAUCAGUGAUUUACCUAAACUACCGCACCAGCAACUUUUAAAGCUUACAUAAGUUUCUUUAUUAUUAUAUAUUUACAAUGUUCGUGUUUAUAUAAGGCACAACUUGAAAUGACACAUUUUUUAUAAUGAUCAUAAAAUUAUAAAAGCAAUAUAAUAAUUAUAAAAAUUAAAAUCAAAUAAUUAGAAGCUUAAAUUCUAAAUUAAUAUCUAAUAAAAAUUUUAUUAACUUUAUUUUUCUAAAGAGUCUAGCGCUAAAUUUUUUUAUUCAGUACGUUAUAAUUUUUUACUCUCAUUUUUUUAUUCAGUGCAUUAUAAUUUUUUAUUCUCAAUUAUCUCACAUACAUAUUCAGUGUUUUCACUCGCUAAAAAUAAAAUGUAUCCAGCCUCUAAAAAUAGAAUUAUUAUACUAAGUCAUCUUAUUUUGUACAAAUUAACCCGUUAUUAAUAUUAAUUUGAUUUAUUCCACAAUAUGAGUUUUGUUAUUUAUAGUGAAUUCUUUAAGAAAUCACAUGCAACUUCUAUUACAUUUUAAAUGUAAACUUUAAGGUCAGAAAAUAUAUACAUGUUCUAUUGUUAUUGAACUAUGCGGUAACGACGAUUCAUCAUGAAAACGGACAAAUUUUAAAAAAUAUGUACAGCAAAUUCAUUUUCUAUUACAAUUAACUUACACCAAAAUAUUUCUGGCACGUUCUUGUCUAAAUGUUCUAGAUGUGAAUACAGGAAGAGACAGUAUUCAUUUAAUAAAGUAUCUUUCUUGCUUUCUUCUAAAAAGCUCUAAUUCGCGAUUUAAUAUUAGCAGCAUUUUAACUGUUUUGUAAUAUUUAUUCAGUGUUUGAGAAACAAAUGUAUCUAUAUUUCUUUGCAAAGCAAGGCAACUAAAAACUUAUACAAUUUAGAAGCUAGAACGCCAACUUGUAACUUAUAUAAUGAUUUUAAUAUAAUAAAUAUCAUUCAGCAACACUUUUACAAGUUAUUCACAUAUUUAAAAUAAUCAACAAACAUGUAAUAAGUAAUUCUAUUCUAUACCAAGGAACUGAAGUACAAAAUUACUAACGCAGGUGAUUUCAGAACAAAAAGAGGUAACAACAUACUUAUAUAGCGAGUGCGUUAAAGAAUAUAAUCAAAUACCAUCCAGAGUUAAGUCAGAGCAGAAUAUUGAAUCAUUUAAAAAAGAACUAAAAAAUUUCUUAAAAAUUAGUACCUAAUAUACAUACAUAUUUCAAUUUUAAUUUUAAACUUUAAAAAUCAUGCGUCACUACACAACUUAACGAGUAAAUUUAAAUAAAAAACAAGAAAACUUUUUAAUUUUAAAUAAAUAAAAUGUAAUUUAUAAAUUAUAAUACUUCUUAAAAAAAUUAGUUUUUAGUUAAUUAACUUGCUCUUUACUUUGAAUUUUCAUAACUAAAUUUCUUUAUCUUAUUUAACUUUAUAUAAAUGUAGGACAAUGUAAACACUCUUUGCGAGCUGACGGUCUUACAUUGAAUACAACUCGCAAUACACUCAUUGCGAAACUCAGCUCGCAAUACACUCAUUACGAAACUCAGCUCGCAAUACACUCAUUGCGAGCUGAGUUUAAACAUUGAAUAAAAUAAAAAAUAGCCAAUCUCGGCAUUUUAGCAGAUUUGAGUAUCUUUGUAUUUUAUAUUUGAGCUUAGCUCAAAUUUAAAGUAAAAAUGUAUCCAUAUGGAUACAAUUGUAUCUAAUUGGGAACGCUGUACACAAUAUAUUGUCUGAAGAUUCAAAAAAUAGUAAACCAAACAUCAAAAUUUAAAAUAUUUAAAAUAAAAAGACAAACGUCAAAUUUUAAAAUAUUUAUCAAACAUAAACAAAUAUUUGUAGGUUACUAAAAAACCCAAAAUUUUGAUUUUGUAUUGUAAAAGAGUGGAACUUAGAAAAACUAUUAUUAACUAUGUAUAUACUAAACAUUUUAUUUUAUUUUUAAUCAAAAAAUUUUGGAAAAAAAAAUUAUUGUGGAUGAAAAAUAAAUCCUUCUCACAUUAUAUCAAUAAAAACAUAUACUUUGACAGCUCUAACAUUUUAAAACACUAAAUUUUGCUUUAUAAAACUUGAAAAAACUUUAAACAUUGAGAAAAUGAAAACGUCAUUAUUUUCUUUCAUUUGUGUUCAAAAAGGUAAUAUACCAAACGCUUUACAUAGAAAAAUUUUGUAAAUUUUUUUUUCAAGUUUUGUAAAGUUUUUCAACUUUCUUAUACCAGAACAAUUAAAUAAAUUAAUGAUUAAAUGUAUUAUAAUGAAUAUCAUACUUAUUUUAGACUGUUCUGUGUACAUAUAUAUAUAUAAAUAAAUGUCAUAAAUAUAUGCAUAUGCAUUUGUAUCUCAUAUUAAAUAAUUGUAUCGAAAUUUAAUUUAGAUUUGGAUAAAAUUAAGAUCAAAGAAAUUAUUAAAAAUGUUUAAAAAUGUUCUUUCUAGAGUUCAGUCCAACAUAAAAUGUUGAAUAAUGUAAGUAUGUAUACAUAGUCAUAUAUACACGUAUGUAUAUUUUAAAAUGUCAAAUAUUUAUCAUAAAAUGAUUGAAAAUUAAAAUUUUUUGUAAAAUAUUGUAUAACUCAAUCAACUCAGCUCACUAAAUUUGUAAAAUAUUGCAAACUGUAGAACGUAUCAAAAAUAGAAAAGUCAUAAUUAUAGAUAUUACCUACUGUUAAGUGAAAAUUUUAUUAAAAAAAAAAUCACAUUUUGAAACGAAAGUCUUAUGAUUCUUAGCUGUUUAAAAGUUAUUAAGAAGUAGGAUUUUAAAAAACAAUGUAAAUCAUUCAUACUAAAACACGAAAAGAAAUUGCUAAUAGCUGUUUAAAAAAAAUAUUCUUAAAAUAAAUCAUAAUAA
Molecule: messenger RNA, 9457 nt
Organism: Condylostylus longicornis
Lineage: Eukaryota; Metazoa; Arthropoda; Insecta; Diptera; Dolichopodidae
Gene: rdgA
Product: eye-specific diacylglycerol kinase
Exons: 18
Coding region: 120-4241 (1373 amino acids)
Biological process (GO): intracellular signal transduction; diacylglycerol metabolic process; lipid phosphorylation
Molecular function (GO): ATP-dependent diacylglycerol kinase activity; protein binding
Source: RefSeq, a predicted model, not a curated record